This is a messenger RNA of Penicillium cosmopolitanum, 3210 nucleotides long. RefSeq lists its product as uncharacterized. NCBI's taxonomy places the organism in Eukaryota, Fungi, Ascomycota, Eurotiomycetes, Eurotiales, Aspergillaceae. Gene Ontology annotation, biological process: amino acid activation for nonribosomal peptide biosynthetic process; secondary metabolite biosynthetic process. Gene Ontology annotation, molecular function: catalytic activity; phosphopantetheine binding. Bases 1 to 3210 code for a protein of 1069 amino acids. Gene Ontology annotation, cellular component: cytoplasm. The transcript is spliced from 2 exons. The record is from RefSeq and is a predicted model, not a curated record.
AUGGAUCAAUUGAGCGCGGGCGACCGUCACCAGAUCCUGAGACUGGAAUCGAGAAUGGAAGAGCAGCCUGAUGCACAGGCGGUCGAUGCAUGGGACGGAGAAUGGACAUAUGACGAACUUGACCAGCAUUCCUCCGCUCUCAGUCAGGUCUUGAUCCGCUCGGGAGUGAUGGUCGGGGACUUCGUAGCCCUCUGCUUUGAUAAGUCCAAAUGGACUUCGGUGGCUGUUUUGGGUGUUCUGAAGGCCGGAGGGGCUUUUGUGUUCCUCGAUCCAAGGCAUCCAGUGGAGCGACUGCGGCAGAUGUGUAGGACAGUGAAUGCAAAAUUGCUGCUGGCCAGUUUGUCCCAAAGGCACCUCGCGCAAAGGGUGUGCCCGGAUCUGACGACUCAGAUUCUCAACGAGGGACUCUUAGCAACUACCAACCUUGGGGAAACCUCGCUCAAUGUCAAGGUUCAGCCACACCAUCCUGCCUAUGCAGCAUUUACCUCCGGCUCAACGGGCAUCCCGAAAGGUGCAGUGCUCCGCCACGACGCUCUUGUGACAUCAACUCAACUUUCAAAGGAGGGCCACAAUCUGAACCGCAAGUCAAGGAUCUUGAAUUUUGCUGCAUUUGCCUUCGAUGUUAAUAUUUACGAGCACUUUUGGGUCCUGUUACUCGGUGGUUGCCUAUGCAUUCCCUCGGAAGACGAGCGGCUAGGCGAUCUCGAGAGGGUCAUCAAACAAAGACGAGUGAAUUGGGCAGCUAUCACGCCAACUUUGGCUCGUCAGCUUGAGCCCGAACGACUUCCAAGCUUGAAGUCUUUGGUCCUUCUCGGAGAGCCCAUGACACAGAAGGACAUCGACAUUUGGUCUCCACAUGUAAAGCUCAUCAACAGCUAUGGUCCUGCUGAAUGUUCAAUCGUGGUCACAACUCAGACAAUGGGGCCAUCUGUUGGAGUAGGAACCAUCGGUCGCAGUGACGUAGUGACCUGUUGGGUGGUCGACGAAUCAGAUCCACAGCAAUUAGCUCCAAUUGGCAAGGCGGGAGAGUUGGUAUUGGAAGGCCCAGCAGUCAGCUCAGGAUACAUGAAUAGCCCUGAGCAGACGGACAGAGCAUUCAUGACGAACCCUGCGUGGCUUCCGCUCUCGCGGUAUUCAAGUCGCAAACUCUAUAAGACAGGGGACAUCGUUCGCUACAAUCCAGAUGGAUCGUUGUGUAUUCUGGGCCGCAAGGACAGACAGCUGAAAAUAAAUGGCCAGAGGCUUGAGGUCUCUGAAAUAGAGCAUCAUCUUCAGAAGGCCCUAAAUGGUGGCGCCCAGCAAGCCAUUGUGGAUGUGGUCACUUUACCUCGUCGCCCGAAGUCACUUAUUGUUUUCAUACAUAUCUCGACUUCGACCUGUGUUACGUCCUCCGGUUUUAUCCAAGAACCUGACAAGCUGUUUUGGAAACAGGUUAGUCACAUUAGAGCGCAUCUACUCGAGCAUCUUCCCGGUUACAUGGUACCUGAGCUAUAUUAUCCCGUUAAUUCUAUUCCACACACUAUGACUGGCAAAAUCGACCGGAAGGCUCUUCGUGAAGAGAUUGAAAGACUAUCCAACGACGAAGCUGGCUUGUAUAUCAACCCUCUGGAAGAGGACAGGGUCCCCGAGGUGCCACGCACUAAGGAGGAGAAGAUCUUACAAAGACUCUGGUCAGAAGCUCUCGGCAUACCUCAGGAUGAAAUUUAUCGAGAGGAUAAUUGGGUGCGUCUAGGUGGAGAUUCUGUCCUAGCAAUGAAUCUGGUACGCAGUGCGAGAGAAGAGGGGUACGCGUUUAGCGUCGCUAAUGUGAUGACCGAACGCACGAUCGCGGCUCUGGCGCAGAUCAACCGCAUCGCUGACGGUCGUGAUGUGCAUGCCGAUGGUGAAACCAACUCUCUCAAACCAUUUUCCCUCCUCACUGCAGAUAAUGAACUGCUUCAUGGGUUGAUCCAGAUCGCUGCCGAUCAAUGCCAGGUAGCCCCAGAGGUCAUCGAGGACAUUUACCCUUGUACGAGGGAGCACUGCACUAUGAUUCCGCGCGAGCCCGGCGAUGUCGACUUUACCCUACGGGUGGAAGCUAGUAUCUCUCCGGAUCUUGAUCUGGAUCGUCUGUCUAAGGCUUGGUCGGCCACCGUCGCAGCCAACCCCAUGCUCCGCUCCCGCGUGGUAGAAUUAUUGCAUGGUCGGUUUUUUUAUGCUGUCUUACAGGAUUCCACACAGUUGGAAUUCAAGAUGACGGAACUGGAUGGCCUGGAUCGACACGAGGGCAGGAUUUGGAAACCAGCAAGACCCUUAGUCUGUAUUGCUGUGAAGGAUGAUCGGUUCGUGAUGCUCAUCCAUCACCUGCUGUAUGAUGGACAUUCAUUGCCAUUAAUCUUCCGGAACAUCGAGCGGGCCUACCAAGGUCAGCCACUCCCAGUCACUCCAUAUCGACCAUUUCGGGGGGCGCUUGCAGAGGCUCAGGACGUGAAGCAACAGUUUUGGAUCGAGCGGUUCAAAGGGUGGAAUGGCGGGUUGUUUCCUGCGGUGAAAGAGGGUACUCGCUCAUCCAAAGAAACCAAAAGUUUAGAGCGUCAGAUGCCCAUUUACACGACGGACUACACUGCCUCUCUCACGCUACACUUUGCCCUGGCAGUUACAAUAUCAUGGUACUUAAAUGAAGCCCAAGACGUUGUUUUUGGGACCACUACAUCCCGGCGAGGGGCCUCCGUUCCAGGCGUGCAGGGAAUUAUCGCUCCAAUGUUCGCCCUCCUACCGAUGAGAGUUCAGCUGGCUUCUUCUGCAACCAUUAGAGAACACUUGAAAGUAUUACAAAAGGAGUCACUUCAGGCGAUGGAACAUGAGUUGGUUGACUCAGGGACGUUUGCCGACUUGGGCGGGGAGUUGGCCACUGCAAUGCAAUACCAGACCAUGCUGGUUGUGCAGCCCGAUACACCGGCCGAUGACAUGAGUCUCUUCCACAACAUCCACAUGCAGUACGCAGAUGGAGUAGCGUUCCCUUUAAAUCUGGGGCUUCAAUGCUUCCUGUCCACUCAUUCCGUGCGACUGGAUAUGCAAAUCAAUGAGCCCACGACUCGGGAUGAAAUAGACUGGGAUCGCUUCGCUGAUCGAUUUUGCACCGCAUUCGGCACCAUACAACAGCAACCUGACUUCGAAUUAAACCGGCUUUUUGAUAGAUUGGCUACAAGAUCUGUCUGUCAGAAUCGCUGA